Molecule: messenger RNA, 1440 nt
Organism: Salvia hispanica
Lineage: Eukaryota; Viridiplantae; Streptophyta; Magnoliopsida; Lamiales; Lamiaceae
Source: RefSeq, a predicted model, not a curated record
UCAAAUUAAUGACGUUGGCAUAUAGCUAAGGAAAUCGAGAAACUUGAAACGCUGUCGUUUGAAGAUGAAGGGGAAGGCAGUGGUGGUUGGCGGCAGCAUCGCAGGCUUGUCGUGCGCCCACGCGCUCAUCACCGCCGGCUGGGGAGUAGUGGUGCUGGAGAAAACAAGCUCCCCAGCGACGGGUUGCGCCACCGGUGCCGGACUCGGCCUCGACCUUUUAUCGCAGAAACUCAUCAAAUCAUGGCUCGAUCAACCUCAUACGCUCGACCUCACCACAUUGCCGCUCACAAUUGAUCAAAGUGAAGCAACUGAUGGGGAGAAGAAAAUCAAUCGGAUGCUAACAAGGGAUGAGAAAUUCAAUUUUAGAGCAGCACUCUGGUCUGAUCUGUACAGCCUUCUGUACAAGGCAUUGCCUCCAGGGACAGUCCACUGGGGGCAAACGUUUCUCUCCUUUCGCGUUUCCGAUGACGAAAAUUGCGUGAAGGUGAAGCUUAAAGCUUCUAAAUCUGGAGAGGUGACUGAGGUUGUAGGUGAUCUUCUUGUGGCAGCUGAUGGCUGUCUCUCUUCUAUACGGCAGAGUUUCUUUCCCGAGCUUAAAUUGAGGUAUUCAGGUUAUUGUGCAUGGAGAGGAGUCCUUGAUUUUUCGAACAAUGAGGAUUCGGACACCAUUCUUGGGCUCAAGAAGGCUUUCCCUGAUCUUGGGAAAUGCUUAUAUUUCGACUUGGGAUCAGGAACUCACUCUGUGUUUUAUGAGCUGUUGAACCAGCGGAUCAAUUGGAUUUGGUACGUGAAUCAGCCGGAGCCACAGCUUAAGGGAAACUCGGUAACCAUGAAAGUAAGCAGUGAUAUGAUCGCCAAAAUGCAUGAAGCAGCAGAGAAGGUUUGGGUACCCGAACUGAUGAAAGUUAUACGAGAAACAAAAGAUCCUUUCUUGAAUGUGAUAUACGACUGUGAACCGCUGGGCCAAAUUGUUUGGCAGAACGUGGUCUUGAUUGGAGAUGCAGCUCAUCCGACUACACCGCAUGGUCUGAGGAGCACAAACAUGUCGAUAUUAGAUGCUGCAGUCCUCGGGAAGUGUCUUGAGAAGUGGGGAGUCGAGAAUCUAGCUUCAGCUCUUCAAGAAUAUCAAUCCACUCGUCUGCCUGUCACAACAGAGCAGGUCCUGUUUUCACGAAGAUUAGGGCGUAUCAAGCAAGGUCUGCAACUUCCUGACCGCCAGCCCCUUGAGCCAAGAACAGCAAGUUGGGAAGAUUGUGAGGAACUGCAGCAGAAGAAGAUGCCUUUUCUGUCAGAUACGCCUUCUAUUCUGAGCCAUAUAAAACUGUUGGAGGAUUAAACCUGUUAUUCUUCUAUGUCUAAAACAUUCCAUGUCAAUAUCUUAUCUUUAUGUAAGUUAUUCCUAGUGAUUCAAACAGAAUGGAUGCUAGUUUUUUUUAAGUA